CGGUGAAAGGUCCGCUGCACCUACCCAAGACAUCCCUCACUGAGACCCAGUUCACCUGAAGAGACCAACUCCCUUCUGUCACAUUGGUACUGUGUGGGGCGGUGGGGAAGGCCUAGUCCCCCACCUUGAUCAGGCCAGACACCCCACACAACCACCCAGCCAUGGACAAACAAGGAGCUGUGAGUGCACCAGCCAAGACCAGCGGGCUGAAACCGCCCAGUAAAAUAGUCCGUCCAUCAGUGGCGCCCACAAGGACGUCCCCAUCGUCUGGUGCUCCAAAGCCAGUUCCUCCUGAGAAGUCCCCUGGAGGUGUGACCUCCCCCACCCAGGAUGGAAACACAGACUUCCAGAUCGGUGAGAGGGUCUGGGUCAACGGCAACAAGCCUGGCUAUGUGCAGUUUGUUGGAGGCACGCAGUUUGCUCCCGGGCAGUGGGCCGGCAUCGUGCUGGACGAGCCCAUUGGAAAGAACGACGGGUCAGUGGCAGGAGUUCGCUACUUCCAGUGUGAGGACGGGCGAGGAAUAUUCACUCGGCCUUCAAAGCUAUCAAAGACUGCACUGCCAGACAAGGAGGCGAACGGAGGGCAGGCCAGCCCAGCACCAGCACCAGCACCAGCACCAGCAGCCCCUGUAACCAGCGAGUCUACACCUGCUGCCACGACCUCCACUGCUCAUGCCACCGGCAUAAAGAUGAACAGUGCGCUUAACCGAAUAGUGACACCCAGCGAGUCGGUGUCGAACCUCUCAGACCCAGAUUCCAUGAAGAAGAACAGAAGGGAGCUGAGGCUGGGAGACCGAGUCUUGGUUGGUGGAACCAAGGCUGGAGUGGUGCGGUUUCUUGGAGAGACAGACUUUGCCAAAGGAGAGUGGUGUGGAGUGGAACUCGAUGAACCUCUUGGGAAGAAUGAUGGAGCUGUAGCUGGGACCAGAUACUUCCAGUGCAUGCCCAGGUAUGGUCUGUUUGCUCCGGUGCACAAAGUGACACGAAUCGGCUUCCCCUGCACCACCCCGACCAAGGCGAAGAGCUCACGGAGGAGGUCUACUCUCAAGAGGAGCCCCAGCGCCUCCUCCAUCAGCUCCCUCAGCUCUGCCACCUCCUCCAUCAGCGGCAAACCAAGCAGAGCAGGACUGCUGACAGAGACAUCUGCUCGGUACGCCCGUAAGAUUUCGGGCACCACGGCGCUGCAGGAGGCUCUGAAGGAGAAGCAGCAACACAUCGAGCAGCUGUUGGCAGAGAGAGACCUGGAGAGGUGUGAGGUCGCUAAAGCAACCAGCCAUGCAGGAGAGGUGCAGCAGGAGCUUGUCCUGCUGAGAAAAGGCCGGGAUCAGUAUACGCAGGAGAUGGAGGCCAAGUUGGAUCAGCUGCGUUCACUGGUGGAAGCAGCAGAUCGAGACAAAGUGGAGCUGCUCAAUCAGCUGGAGGAGGAAAAAAGAAAAGUGGAGGAUCUGCAGUUUCGUGUCGAGGAGGCAUGCAUCACCAAAGGAGACCUCGAGACGCAGACCAGGCUGGAGCAUGCCCACAUAAAGGAGCUUGAGCAGAGCCUGCUCUUUGAAAAGACCAAAGCUGAAAAACUCCAGAGGGAUUUAGAGGACACUAGGGUGGCUACAGUGUCAGAGCGCUCCAGGAUCAUGGAACUGGAGAGGGAAGUGGCGGAUCUUCAGCUCAGGCUCCGGGCCUCCCAGCAAAAAGAGGAUGCUGCGUCUCUGUCGCAGCAGCAGAUCAGCAGCCUCAAGGCUCAGGUUCAGUCCCAGGAGAAAAAGAUCAGUGAGCUGAGUGUCGACCUGGAGAGUAAACAAAAAGAGCUUCAGUUUGUGCAGCAAGAUAAGACCUCUGUUGAACAGCAGCUGACCAGCCUGAGACAACAGCUUGAGACAGCUGAAGAGGAGAACAGGAGGACAGCAAAGACCAUGCAAGAGCUGGAGCAGAGCGUGGAGCGUUCAAAGAAAGAUUCCCAAACCCUGACAGAGGAGAGUCAGAGCAGAGAGAAAGAGCUGAGAGCCCAGCUGACACAGGCUACUGACAAGUCAGAGAGGACGGCGCUGUCGCUGGAGCAGCUCACCAAUGAGAAUAAGACACUGGAGACGCAGCUUGAGGCGUUGAAACAGCAAAACUCCAAAUACCAGGAGGAGCUCAGUCUGUCCAAGGAGCGAAGCAGCUCAGAAAACCAGCGUAUCGGCGUCCUCUGCAAGGAAAUUGAGGAGCUGAAGCUGGCCUCCCAGAAGUCUCAACAUCUUGACGAGCACAAUGACGACCGCAGCAGUCAACAGCCAGACAUGAAGACCCGAGAAACCAUCUCUAAUCAGGAAAUAGAGGGAGAUGUCAACUUCCAGAAAUCUACUGGCGCCUUAAUCUCCGACAAAGACCGGGAGCUGGAAACGCUGAGAAAUGAGAUUGCAGUGCUGCGAGGAGAAAAUGCCAUGGCCAAGACCCUGCAGUCGGCUGUAGAGACGCUGGAGAGAGACAAGGCUCAGCUGCAAAGCCGAGUUCACAGUCUAGAGGAAAGGCUAAUGGGAACACAGGCCUCAGAGGGAGAAGAUAGGGAAGCUCCACCCUCAGGUGAAGCAGCUCUGGAGCAGCUGAGGGAAGAGAAGGAGUUCGCUGAGGGACAGAUCAACUUCUUGAACAGUGUGAUUGUGGACCUGCAGCGGAAGAACGAGGAGCUGAAGAUCAAACUGAAGAAGCUCGCACUGACUGAGUUCAACGGCAACGACGGGACUGAUGGUUUUAACGAAGGCGUGUCGAAGCGUGAAAAGAAGGCGACCCCUCGUCUGUUCUGUGACAUCUGCGACUGCUUCGACCUCCACGACACUGAGGACUGUCCCACUCAGGCUCAGAGCCCCGACUCCGUACCUCACACCACCUACCACGGCAACCCGGCAGACGAGAGGCCCUACUGCGACAUCUGCGAGGCUUUCGGACACGCCACCGAGUCCUGCAACGAUGAUCAGACCUUCUAGAGGUGCCGAGCAUCUCAGUCCCUUCCUCUCCUCUUUCCUUCUCCCUUCAAACACCUUCUCCUCUCCCACUGCAUUCCCCGCAACCCAACAUUCCCAAACUAAAGCCCCUGCAGAUUUUCCAUAUUGUAUUUUUAUACUGUAUUUAUGAAUAACACUAGUAGCUACUGUCCUCAUCUAAAUCCUCUCCCUCAAAGACAAACUGUUCUGACUCUCGCAGAAUGCUCGUCCAAAUAUGCUGCUUUGGUGCAAUACUGAUGUUUAUAACAAAAAGGAAUCCGUCCUCUGCACUCGUCGUUUCUAACGUGUCGUUUUGUAUUUCAGUUUUGUUUCUUAAAUAGCUAUCGGUGACGUUCCACUUUUUUUUUUUAUGUUUUAUUUGUUGAUUGGCAGCAAAAUGAUGCAACAAAGCGAAGCACAGUUAAAGCUGAAGGGAAAACGAAGCACCUCUAUCAACCUCAACACUCCUUUGUUCUGCAUUACAUUCCUCAGUCUGUAAGGCUUUAAACCAAUCACAGAGUGAUACUGCCAAGUCAUGCAUUAGACUGAUGUUUUAUGUUUAGUAGUGUUUAAUAAAGCCUCUCUUCUAGUGCAUCAACUAACAGGAUUAAAAGGGCAACUACAAGGAAAAUAACAGUAAAGUCUUAAUUUCAUAAGACAAGGGCACGAUGUUAAAGAGAAAUGUUGCCACGUCUUCAGAACAAAGACUUUUUGGGAAUAUUUUUUAGCAAAACAAUAAAUAACUUGUAAUAUUUUGAGCAAAAAAAUGACAUUACAUACAUAUCGUCUUCAUACU
Molecule: messenger RNA, 3750 nt
Organism: Stegastes partitus (bicolor damselfish)
Lineage: Eukaryota; Metazoa; Chordata; Actinopteri; Pomacentridae
Gene: clip1b
Product: CAP-GLY domain containing linker protein 1b
Exons: 23
Coding region: 162-2957 (931 amino acids)
Biological process (GO): cytoplasmic microtubule organization
Cellular component (GO): microtubule plus-end; nucleus; cell cortex
Molecular function (GO): microtubule plus-end binding
Source: RefSeq, a predicted model, not a curated record